AUGCGGCAGAGGCCCAUUGAUGUCAACCAGACUACCGUCUUCGUCGAUACGCAACCACGCCCGGUCAACUGCGGCGCGGUGCCGAAACGAAGAUUCCAAAAGGGGGUUGGAUGGCCAGACGGCGGCGGCAGCGAGGGAGAUCAGAUGACGGAGGGCCGUGCGUGGAGCCUCUUGGGGGUGGCGGUGAUGCUGCUACUCGGAGGCGUCUACCUGGUUCGCGGCAACCAGUACGCCCAUCUCCAUCGGCAGAUCCAGGAGGCGUACUUCAUGUGUAGUAACCACAUAGCGACAACCACCUUCCGAUCACCAUCCGCCUUCCGCCUUCCAACAUACCUCCAAGAGUGGGAGGGGCCAGUCCGGGACAGCUUCGCCGCCACCAGCUGGGAGCUGCACGUGCAUGGACUGCUAGACAAACCGCUGCCGCUGCAGCCCAGAUCCUGGCCAUCGAAGCGCGUCCUGGUACCCCCUGGUACCUCGAAAUUCAACUCCAACUCGAACGGGAAGGAAGCAGUCGCAGUGGCGAUUGAAACCACGGACGAAGGAACCUCGGCCGCCGCUGCCGCCACUGGCAGGGAGGCCGUGCACAACCGGCUGUGGCGACCCGUGGGUCCGGAGCUGCGGCGGCCGGCGGCCAUGACACUGGUCGGCCGAGACCAUCUCACGGGGGUGGAGUGGCGGGUGGAUCUGGGCUCUGUGGUGUUCACGCGGGAACGGACGGUACCGGCAGGCGGCGAGGGUCGCUGCAUGUACGACGAGCGCGGGGUGUGGCAUGAUGACGACACAUGUUCCGUACAUGAGUACCUGUGGGGGCUGUGCGUCAAGGUGGCUCGCAACGCGGCCACGGGGGCCUUCUCCGUGGACAACUCCACGGGGGGCGGUCCGGGCUGUGGUCCGGAGUGGGGCUGGGAGGCGGGGCAGUGGCGACGGCUGGACGAGCGGCGGCACAGCAUCAAUGGCCGGGUGUACCUGCCGAUGUCCGCACGCAAUGCCACGAUUGUGACAGUCAGACACGCCAGUGACCCCGCCAUCCGGGAGAGCGACAUGGUCCGGCGACUGGCCCCCGGAGUGGAGCAGCAGAUCCUCUUUCACGCAGUGGGCCUGGCGAUGUGCUUCCUGGGGCUGGUGCUGCUGCUGUCGGUGGCGGCCUUCGCGGCGCCCACGUUUCUGCGCCGGGGCCGACGGCUGCUGCGGCGCCGGGGGCGAGGGAGCAGCGGCUACGGGGAGGGUGAAGAGGAGGGGGCCAUGCGGCGCUGGGCGUGA
Messenger RNA from Volvox carteri f. nagariensis, 1260 nucleotides. RefSeq lists its product as uncharacterized. The transcript has 8 exons. The record is from RefSeq and is a predicted model, not a curated record. Lineage: Eukaryota; Viridiplantae; Chlorophyta; Chlorophyceae; Chlamydomonadales; Volvocaceae. Bases 1 to 1260 code for a protein of 419 amino acids.